Molecule: messenger RNA, 1628 nt
Organism: Hibiscus syriacus
Lineage: Eukaryota; Viridiplantae; Streptophyta; Magnoliopsida; Malvales; Malvaceae
Product: L-ascorbate oxidase homolog
Exons: 8
Coding region: 1-1623 (540 amino acids)
Molecular function (GO): oxidoreductase activity; copper ion binding
Source: RefSeq, a predicted model, not a curated record
AUGUUUUGGCAAACAUAUAUUGCUUUUUUGUUUCUUGCUGUUGUUGUUAUCGUCGUCGAGGCCGAGAGUCCUUACAGGUUCUUCGACUGGAGUAUUACUUACGGUGAUAUUUCCCCACUUGGUGUCCGCCAGCAGGGAAUUCUUAUCAAUGGACAAUUUCCAGGUCCUGAUAUCUAUUCUGUUACCAAUGACAAUCUAAUUAUCAAUGUCCACAACAAUUUGGAUGAACCUUUUCUUCUAUCAUGGAACGGGUUGCAACAAAGGAGAAACUCGUACCAAGAUGGGGUGUACGGAACUACAUGUCCAAUCCCACCAGGCAAGAAUUUCACCUACAUUUUACAGGUGAAGGAUCAAAUAGGAAGCUUUUUCUAUUUCCCUUCUCUUGCUUUCCACAAAGCGGCUGGCGGCUUCGGAGGCAUCAGGAUCGUUAGUCGACCCAGAAUUCCGGUGCCUUUCCCAGAACCUGCUGGCGAUUUCACCCUUCUUAUUGGAGACUGGUUUAAUCAUGACCACAGGCAAUUGAAAGCUAAGCUAGAUGGCGGUCAUAAGCUUCCUUCCCCUGAUGGUAUUCUAAUCAAUGGUCAUGGAUCAAAUGGUGCUUCCUUUACAGUUGAACAAGGUAAAACUUACAGGUUUAGGAUAUCCAACGUUGGGCUUCAAAAUUCAUUAAAUUUCCGCAUUCAGGGUCACAAAAUGAAGCUAGUGGAAGUAGAGGGAACCCACACCGUUCAAACCAUCUAUGAAUCACUUGAUGUCCAUGUCGGUCAGUCCUAUUCUGUGCUUGUUACCAUGGAUCAAGCUGCUCAAGAUUUCUACAUUCUUGCCUCAACUCGGUUCACAGACAAGAUCCUUUUCAGCACUGCCUCUCUUCAUUACAGUAACUCAAACAAACCAGUUUCAGGUCCAAUUCCUGUUGGACCAACUGACCAAAUCGAUUGGUCUCUUAACCAGGCUCGAUCCAUCAGGACAAACUUGUCUGCAAGUGGUCCAAGGCCGAAUCCACAGGGCUCAUACAACUAUGGUCUCAUUAACAUUACUAGAACAAUCAAGCUAGUGAGCACGGCUGAUCAAGUAAACGGGAAGCAAAGAUAUGGUGUUAACAGUGUCUCUUUUGUUCCAGCUGAUACACCUCUGAAACUAGCAGAUUACUUCAAGAUUGGAGGUGUUUUUCGAGUCGGAAGUAUCUUGGACAACCCGACCGGUCAAAACAUGUACCUCGGCACAUCGGUUAUGGGUGCCGAUUAUCGAACCUUUGUGGAAGUUGUGUUUGAGAACCAUGAAAACAGUGUCCAGAGCUGGCAUAUUGAUGGAUAUGCCUUUUGGGUUGUGGGCAUGAAUGGAGGAUUGUGGACUCCGAACUGUCGUGAACAAUAUAAUUUAAGAGAUGCAAUUUCUCGAUCAACCACACAGGUAUACCCUAGAUCAUGGACUUCCAUUUACAUAGCUGUUGAUAAUGUUGGAAUGUGGAACGUGAGAAGUGAGUUCUGGGCAAGGCAAUAUCUUGGGCAACAAUUUUAUUUGAGGGUUUACACAGCUGUGAACUCACUCAGGGACGAAUUUCCCAUUCCAAACAAUGCUUUGCUCUGCGGCAGAGCCCAUAGCAAAAGCACUUCAACUCUCUGAAAAUU